AUGAUAAGUAGUACUAAUAAUAAAUCCAAUCAAAGCGAAACAUUUGCUCCUUUAUAUGAAGUGCUUUUAUAUAAGAAGAAGGAUAUAAUAGCAAUUCAGAAAAAACUUGGUAUUAACAGUAAUAUAAAUCAAACAGCAGUGUCGGAGAGCAAGAAAGCGAAAAAACUUGAUGAUUCAUAUAAAUUGUUGUUCGAAUUGGUGGGGGAUUUAAUGCCUAUACAGGGAAAACUUGGUAUAAAUAUCAAUCCCGUUUUAGAAGCAGAACUUAGAAGGGAUAAAGCCUCUUCAGAUAAAUCAAUUAGAUUAUUUGAUUUGCUUUUAUUCUUAGAAGACGAUAUAGCGACAAUUCAGGAAAAAAUCGGCAUUGUUGGCUAUAAUAAUCAAGAAAUGGCAGAAGAAGCCGAUAAAAAUGCGAGAGUGUACAUCCGAAAGUUUGAGAAGUUCCACGGUCCCUUAGAAGAUAAUCUAGCUGAAGAUAAGGCGUUAUAUCCUGCCUUAUUCGUUUCUAGACUCUGGUCUAUGUGUUCCGGCUCAAUUUUAUGGCGUCGCAUCGAAUUGAUAGGGGGUGGGGGUGCCUUUGGCGAGAAAUAUGAAAUACAAUUGAAAAAGUUUUUAAAGAUAGUACGCAAAAAUUCAAGACUAACUUAUGGCUCAAGU
Paraglomus occultum is the source of this 657-nucleotide messenger RNA. The record is from the annotation of a GenBank genome assembly. NCBI's taxonomy places the organism in Eukaryota, Fungi, Glomeromycota, Glomeromycetes, Paraglomerales, Paraglomeraceae.